AUGGCCCCCGGGCAGGGUGGGAAGAGGAAGCGCGGUGAGCGCUCGUGGCCUGGCGACUCGGCCAGUAACGAUGCUCUGAGACCUUCUCCUCAUCGCCCCGGCACGCUCAACAUGGCACAGCAUCCCUCUCAACCAGGGCACCACCCCAGUCCUCACCGCGACCAAAAUGAGGCGCGCGACAGAUCUCGUCGGCAGUCCGGCCAUCGCGGCAAUUCCCGCCGAGGCUCCUUUGAAGGCCAAAAUUUUCCAAGUUCACAGCACAGAGAAUCAGGCGCAAUGUCUCCUCCUCCUCGCGCCCCAUCCAGGGAAGGUGUGGACGCUACCCAGAAAAGUGGUGAAUACACAACUUCCCAAGCGAAACAGUCGCCAGCUCCCAGUACCCCUGCUUCACAGCCGCAGCCGCAACCUGCAUCUCGGGCUGGCUCCGAGGCGAAUGUCACCCGCCCUUCGGCCCCUCCUCAUCCCUACGAAUACGAAUUUGUCACGGACCGUGCUGUGGAAGGGUGGACAUCGACUGGAAAGCAAAAGGUUGUGAAUGACGGCUCUACGGCUCGGUUGGACCAAGAUCUUGCGCGUUUGGCCUCUGUCUACCAAGAGCUCAUUAGGUCUGCAAUUUACGGCCGACUGUCGCCUUCAGAGGCCGGAAAUGCUGUGAAAGAAAUUAUCGGCAACGAAGCUGCAUCUCAAGAUGGAGGAGCAGAAGUCGAAGCGCAAAGGCACCCAACCCUAGACUUCGACCCGUCCUCGUUGUUCCUCGACACCCUCUCAAUCCUUACCGAUGCCGACACCUUGAAUCCCGCUCUCAAACCCCUCGUCUUUGCAACCGACAUCUCCCCAGAACUCAUGCGCCUCCAGCUUGAUACCCCCUUGUUACAGUCCUUAGGGCUAGUCCGUGAAACGUUCGCGCGCAUGGGAAUUCGAAAGCAAACCAAUUUGCUUUACCGACAGUCCAACUACAAUCUUCUCCGAGAAGAAUCUGAAGGAUACUCAAAGCUUCUCACAGAGCUGUUCACCACGAGCAGCAACGAACCGCCAUCGAGUGAGGUAGUCGAAGAUACUUUUGAGAGGGUUAAGGCCAUGAUUGGCGCAUUCGACAUGGAUGUCGGGCGAGUGCUGGAUGUGACGUUGGAUGUGUUUGCUGCAGUGCUUGUCAAGCAGUAUCGCUUCUUUGUGAAGUUGCUACGAGCCAGCUCCUGGUGGCCUAAGGAGGAGUCGUUCCAUGAUUUGGAGAGGCUCUCACGAGCCGCUGGAUUGCCAAAGUGGGCACUUCCCGGGUCAACUGGAUGGAAUACCACCGAGGAAGAGCGAGCUAGUAUUUUGCAGUUAAAUGAGCAGCGUGACCGAGAAUUUUGGGACCGAGUGCGACAGCUUGGCAUUCGAGCAUUCUUCGAGAUUGGCCGCAAGCCACUGUCAGAAGAUGAAAAGAAAAAAGCCUUACCGGAAACCAAUCACCUCUCCGAAGAACAGGAAGCCACACGGACGUGGAUCGAAGAAACUGGAACGAUGCCUCCGAAGGGCAACCGGGUUGCAGCUCAGCUCCUUGGCUUCAAGCUACGAUUUUACUCUUCUUCAGCUCGAUCUAAAUCCGACAACCUGCCCGACAACCUCAUCUACCUGGCCGCCUUGCUCAUCAAGGUUGGCUUCAUCUCUCUACGUGAUCUCUACGCCCACCUCUGGAGGCCCGACGAUUCGAUGGACGUUCUCAAGGAGGAAAAGAUGGCAGAGAAGGCAGAGCGAGAGAAAGCUGCCCGGCCUGGCGGCGGUGUCAAUGCCCUGAUGCUAGCUGGUGCUUUAUCUGACGACACGCUCCCACCCCCUUCCCGUCUUCGCGAGCCCGAAUCUCGGAUGGCUACCCCAUCUCGAGACCCGGAUGCCGACAAGCAACCGCCACCCAAACCUGAGGAUACUCUGCCAGACCCUUCAGAUCAAAAAGUAUUACUGCUGAAGAGUCUUCUCGCCAUUGGGGCGAUUCCCGAGUCUUUGUUCGUUAUGAGCAGAUUCCCAUGGUUGAUGGAUGGUUACCCUGAACUCCCCGAUUUCAUCCACCGCAUCCUUCAUUACUCUUUGAGCAAGGUGUACUCGCCACUUCAGCCUUUGGCCUCCGUGGAGAAUCUCCCUGGCCACCAGCAGAUCCUGAGUCCCGAUCAGUCUGGAGUCGCCAAAGGUCAGCUUCGCCUAACAGACGCGCCGCCGAGACGGGUUCUUCGCUGGGCUCAGCUGGAUACAGAAGACACAAACGAGGGUAUCGCAUACCGCUUUUACUGGGAUGACUGGACAGACAACAUUCCAGUUUGUCAGUCUGUUGACGAUGUUUUCGCCCUAUGCUCUUCUUUCCUCAACCUUUCAGGCCACAAGAUCGGCCAAGACGCGAGCCUCCUCGCCAAGCUUGCGCGUAUCGGUACGGAUAGUAUUGCAAAGGAUGAUUCAGAGGCGAACAAGAUUCGUUGGCGAGACCUUUGCAAACGCCUUCUCUUGCCCGCAGUUAGUUUGACCAAGGCAAAUCCCGGUGUGGUCAACGAGGUGUUCAACCUGGUCAGCUUGUUCCCCCGUGAGGUUCGGUACAACAUGUAUGCAGAGUGGUACUCUGGACAAACCUCAAGACUGCCCGACAUCCAGUCCGCUUUCAAACAAGCGACAGCAGAGACCAAAGACGUACUCAAGCGUCUCAGCAAAACCAACAUUCGGCCCAUGGCUCGUGCUCUGGCUAAGAUCGCCUACGCCAACCCCGGUAUCGUCAUCAACGUCGCCAUUGGUCAGAUCGAAUCGUAUGAGAACCUCAUCGAGGUCGUGGUGGAGUGUGCUCGCUAUUUCACGAACCUGGGCUACGACAUUCUCACCUGGUCGCUCAUCAAUUCUCUUGGCCAGAAAGGAAGAAGCCGCGUACAGGAGGGCGGUCUUCUGACCAGCCGAUGGCUGAAUGCUUUGUCCACCUUUGCUGGCCGGACUUUCAAACGUUAUUCGGUGAUGGAUCCUGCACCUCUGUUGCAGUACGUCGGGGAGCAGCUGCGUCGCAACAACUCAACCGACCUCAUCGUACUUGAGCAGCUGAUCAGUUCGAUGGCCGGUAUCAUCACGGACACAAACUUCAAUGAUGCCCAAAUCCAGGCUAUGGCAGGUGGCGAGGUACUCCAAUCUCAGACCAUUCUCCAGCUCUUGGACAAGCGCCACGAGUCGAAGACCACAUCCAAGCGACUGUUGAAAUCACUGACCCAUACUCGACUUGCGGGUCAGUUGCUGGUUGCGAUUGCCCAGGAACGAAUGACUUGCGUCUUCAACGAGUCAUCUUCGGAGCUUAAACUUCUGGGCAACAUCUUUGACGAGAUCCACCGGAUUCUAACUCAAUAUCUAGAUCUCCUGCGUAGCAACCUGUCGAUUGAGGAGUUUGACUCCUUCGUGCCGGACUUUGCUUCUCUGGUCAAAGACUUUGGCAUUCAACCCGAGAUCGCAUUCUGGAUUAGACGUCCUAGCGUUUCACGGAAGAUUGCCGAGAAUGAGCUUUCGAAGCAAAAGCCUGAAGCUUCUGCUACGAACGCUGGUAGUGACAACGGAGCCACUGGAGCCCAGUCCAACGACGAUAGCAAAAUGGACGUCGACGAAGGCGAGGUGACAGCCGAGACCACUGAGGCUGCAGACGGGAAUGCUAUGGAUGUCAACAAAACAGAGCAGUCUACUUCUGCGUCUCCAACCGUCGCCACCCCUAGCCCCUUGGCUGCUAACCCCGUUAUGCAGGAUUUGAUCGAGAAUAUCAAGUCCUCGCUGCCUGCUGAGACGUGGGAAAAUGUUGGUGCGCAUUUCUAUGCGACUUUCUGGCAACUCUCUCUGUAUGAUGUCCACGUUCCAGAGAAAUACUAUGAUGAAGAGAGACGCCGCCUGCAACGACGUGUCACUGCACUGAACAAUGACCGAACCGAUCUCAGUAUGGUCGGCAUGCAACGAAAGGACCAGUCGAGAAGGAGUCUCAACCAAAUUCAGGAUCAGCUUCUAUCAGAAUUGAAGGCUCAUACUCAAGCAUAUGCCCAAACUCGCGGCAGACUGCAGAAAGAAAAGGAGCGGUGGUUCGCUCACAUGCGACUAAAGUACGACCCAUUAAAUGUUGCUCUGUUAGAGCAAUGUUUCAUUCCUCGUCUGCUACUUUCGCCACUCGAAGCUUUCUUCUGCUUCAAGAUGCUCAAGUUCCUACACAACUCGGGAACCCCUAAUUUCCGAACCAUGGGCUUGCUGGAUCAACUCUUCCGUGAACACCGACUCGUUGCCCUUAUCUUCCUAUGCACCUCCAAGGAAGCAGACAACCUGGGACAGUUCCUAGGCCAGGUCAUGAGUGAAUUGAGCGAGUGGCAUGCGGACCAAGCUGUCUACGAGAAGGAGGCUUUCGGAUCCAAGAGAGAUCUGCCUGGGUUUGCCAAAAAGCUUGACCCUGAAGGCGUCCCGGUUGUUUUCCUUGAUUACGAGGACUUCCGGCGUCUUCUUUACAAGUGGCAUCGACUGAUCAACAAUGCACUUCAAACAUGCCUGAAAGGGGGCGAGUACAUGCACAUCCGCAAUGCUAUUAGUAUCCUCAAGGCGAUCGUUCCUUCUUUCCCUGCCGUCAACUGGAUGGGUAUACAGCUGCUGGAGACCGUGAAUCUUCUGAGCAAGAAUGACGAGCGAGACGAUGUCAAGAUUCCUGCUGCGUCGCUCAUCGGUGAUUUCAACCGGCGAUCUAAGAAGUGGAUGCUUCCGCAACAGUUCUAUAUCAACAACAGCGGUGUCCCGGAUGCUGGACAGGACAAGGCUGGUUCUCAGCCCCCAGGAGACCGAACUAAGGCUGAUCUUUCACGGCCUCAAUCCUCAACACCUACGCCCUUGAAUGCUUCCGCACCUGAAUUCCAGCCUGAAACCCACGAUAUUGCGGGCGUUUCAAAGCAGGAAGCCCUUAGUAAGGUCGAAGUUGAGGAUGGCGAGAUUGAAGAUGCCAAGAUGACUGAUGCUGGAUCGGAGAGAGGCGCUGAGGACGUGAAGUUCGGAGCUUCUGCGCGGAAUGUGCCGACGCCAACAGGCACUGAUACCACCUCUACUGUCAUGGACACGAGUGCGGAUGGCGAUCGUCUGCAACCUCCUAUUGCAGACCAGCGUGGACAGAGGGAGUCAUCAAGGUCAAGACUUGGCCCCCGAGGGCCUGAUUCAGGGCGCCAACUUGAUAUCCCGAAGCGGCCAGACGUCGAACGUCCUCCUGCCAUUAACCCUCGACAACAGGCUCGUCUUCCCCGACAUGCCCCUGCGGAUAACAGACUGCCUCCUCGCCCGGACUUGAUGGACGACCGACGGGACAGGCAUGCGGACUUCAACCCGCGUACCCGCCAUAGCGGCCCUGAGCACAUACGUUUUGACGGUCCAAGCCAUGGGCGCAUGGGUGACCGAGACCGCGAUUUCCCAAUGAGGCCUCCUCUCGAUGAUCCGAUGCGUGGUCCGCCUUAUCGUGAGGGUGGUCGUCUUCCACGAGAUGCCGACUGGCCGGGUGACCGUCCAGGCCGCCCCCGACAUGACUCCUUCCAUGGUCGCGAAGGACCUCCUCGAGGCGAACUCCUGCCUGAAUUCCCUGAACGGCCAGUUGAAGGCCCCCGUCGUGGAGAACCACCUCUCCGUGGUGAAAAGGAUGAGCGUCGUCCCUACCAACAACGCGAGCGAUUCCCUGAUGACCGCCGAUCUGCCAGCUUCUCCCAGCCGGGCUUGGUCCCCGGUGAGAUCCCAAGAGGACCUCGUGCUGGUCAUGAUCCGAUGGGCCUGGAUAUGAGUCACGGUCGUUUGCGACAGCCUGAUCAACAGGACAUCCCAUCUGGUCCACGGCAAAGGAAUCGCGGACGCAAUGUGUCUGCACAGCAACCCGCUCCAAGCCCCAGCAAUGGCAAAGCUCCCACCCCUGAACGACAACUUCCCACGGGCCCUGGCCGGCAUGGCGGGCGUGGAGGACCUGAACAAUCACCCGCUACGCCAGCUCCCUCUGGAGAGCGUCUUGACGUCUCCGGCAUCCAUCCCGACCGACUCAACAAUAUUGUUGAUUCUACUCAGCAAGCACCCCCACCAGUGACAACACCCCAAUCGGGUCCUCGUGGUGGACCAAACCAGCAGCAAGGACCGCGUGGUCCUGGCGGAGAGCGUGGACGUGGCGAUAAACGAUUCGCGGGCAUCAACAACAUGCUUCAGCAGACUAACGGCCCUGCUGAACGCGGCAAUGUCACUCCACCGGUUCGUGGACGGGGUGCAAACCGACAAUCGACUGCCUCUAAUACUGGGUCUCCUCAUCCAACUGCUGGGCCUGCCGCUGCCGAAGAUGAAGGUCAACCUCGCAACCGACCUGAUGGUCGCGCUGACUUGAUGGACGACGCUACUACGCCCGACAAUCGCCGCUCUGGUCGAGGCAGCGAUCGCGAUAAGAAUCGUGACCGUGGACGCCGGCCUGGCGGCGGCGGUGCCGAAGAUGACACUGGCAGUGCCGGAAACCGACGUGAAGAUCGCCGAGACCGUGGUCGAGACUCCGAUCGCGAACGCAGUCGCCGAAGCGAUGUUGGUGCCGGUGGUUCUGCCGGCCGCGAGGAGAAGGACAGAGAUCGUGAACGCCAUCCGGAUCGGCGAAACCCUGGCUCGCGAGAAGAAUUGCGCCGACGGGACCGACGUGAUCGCGACGACGGACCACCAGAAAUGGGCGGCGUUGCCCCCAUUAGCGGCAAUGACAACGAGAAUGAAGGCCGUCUCCGUCCACCAUCCUCUAUGGGUGCACCACCUCCUCCGCCGCCGCCACCUCCACCUCCCCUUCCCAGUGAUGAGAACAACCCACGUCGUUGGGGCCAAGGUGGAGACCGCGGCAACCGUCCAGAGAAUCGAGACCGUGAGCGUGAGCGCCGUGAGCGCGGACGCGAGCGCGAUGGACACCACCGUGAUAGCGGCGGCGGCUCCACGCAUCGCAAGCGUGGCCGGCCCAACAACCCCGAGGACAAUGCCGGAGGGGAUGCAAAUGGCCGCGGACAGAGAAUGGGCGGCGAUAACAAGCGUCCUCGUCGCGGGCAGUGA
Messenger RNA from Penicillium daleae, 7044 nucleotides. RefSeq names its product putative THO complex component (Rlr1). The record is from RefSeq and is a predicted model, not a curated record. The transcript has 3 exons. Gene Ontology annotation, biological process: mRNA processing; mRNA export from nucleus. Gene Ontology annotation, molecular function: mRNA binding. Gene Ontology annotation, cellular component: THO complex part of transcription export complex. Lineage: Eukaryota; Fungi; Ascomycota; Eurotiomycetes; Eurotiales; Aspergillaceae. The coding region runs from base 1 to 7044 and encodes 2347 amino acids.